This is a messenger RNA of Nicotiana attenuata, 2727 nucleotides long. RefSeq lists its product as uncharacterized. Lineage: Eukaryota; Viridiplantae; Streptophyta; Magnoliopsida; Solanales; Solanaceae. The record is from RefSeq and is a predicted model, not a curated record. The transcript is spliced from 5 exons. The coding region runs from base 1 to 2727 and encodes 908 amino acids. Gene Ontology annotation, molecular function: RNA-DNA hybrid ribonuclease activity; nucleic acid binding.
AUGACCAGUGCAUGCUUGGUUCUCCUCCCCAAGGUGGAAUUUCCAAACUAUUUAUCUGAAUUCAGACCUAGCAGCCUCAGUAAUUUUAUAAACAAGAUCAUCUCCAAAGUUAUAGGUGCUAGGCUUGGGCCUAUACUUUCAAGAAUUAUUUCUGCUAACCAAUCAGGUUUUGUAAAAGGAAUGAAUAUUUCUGAGAAUAUCAUGCUUGCUCAGGAAAUUAUCCAUGGCAUCAAGAAACCAAAUGAGGGAUCCAAUGUAGUCAUAAAGUUAGAUAUGGGUAAAGCAUAUGAUAUGGUCUCCUGGAGUUUCACUUGCAUAAUGUUGAGGAGAAUGGGUUUUUGUAAGAUGGUCAUUGAUAUGAUAUGGAGAACCAUGUCCAACAAUUGGUAUUCAGUCAUUGUAAAUGGAACUAGGCAUGGUUUCUUCCAUUCUACAAGGGGACUAAAGCAAGAAGAUUCCCUUGCCCAUUCCUUGUUCAUCAUUGGGGCCGAGCUUCUGUCUAGAAUGCUUAACACCCUCAAUCAUAAUCAGUUUUUCAAUGGUUUUUAUAUGGAAAGAAGGGACCCUCAAGUCAAUCACCUCAGCUUUGCAGCUGAUAUCAUCAUAUUCUCCUAUGGGAAAAGGUCAUCUUUUCAGAAAAUCAUGUGGAUAUUGAGCAAGUAUGAGGAUACUUCUGGCCAACAGAUCAAUAGGCAAAAAAGUCAUUUCAUGACCUCCCUCUGUGCAUUUCAGUCAACAAUUAGAAGAAUCCAAGCAGUCAUAGGUUUCUCUAGAAAGCUAUCCCCUCUUACUUACCUGCGAUGUCCACUGUACACUGGCAGGUUGAAUAUCAUCCACUUCAACAAUCUAAUCUCCAAAAUUGCGGGAAGAAUCAGGGGCUGGCAUGGCAAAAUGCUAUCACAUAGAAGAAGAGCUACUCUGAUAAAGCAUGUUCUCCAAUCUAUGCCAAUCUAUCUACUGUCCGCAGUCUCUCCUCCUAAGACAGUCAUGAAACAAAUUGAGAAGCUAGCAGCAAACUUCUUCUGGGGCAUGGAAGAUAACAAAAGGAAAUACCACUGGGCUUCAUGGAACAAAUUAUGCUUCCCUAUGAAUGAAGGGGUUUUUGGUGGGAGAAAUGAAAGAGGCAGACCUGGGAAUAUUUCAGUCUCCUAUUUUUGGAACAAUGGCCGGUGGAAUCUUCAAAGACUCAAUGAGAGUGCCCCACCUCACAUGAUCCAUUUGAUAACUCAGAUCCCAAUCUUUUUCAAUAGCAACUUGCAAGAUGAAAUCAUCUGGGCCCCUACUACUGAUGGUAGGUUCACCUGUGCUUCUGCAUGGGAAUUAAUCAGAAAAGAGAAGCAACCCAACCUAUUCAAUAAGAUGACAUGGCAUAAAAAAAUUCCAUUCAAAUGGCCCUUUUGCUUGUGGAGAACUCUCAAAAAUAAACUCCCAACUAAUGACAGGGUGCUAGUUUUUAGCAAUCCUACUAUUUCUAGGUGUGUUUGUUGCUCUGUUCACUCCAGUGAAACAGUUGACCACCUUUUUAGCGUGGGUAACUUUGCCAGAAUUGUGUGGAGGGAAUUUGGAGGGCCAGUUGGAAUUCAAGCUGAGGACAUGCCUCUCAAAAUACUUUUGAUGAAGUGGUGGCUUCUUAGCAGUCACAAUGAAGUACAAAGACUCAUCUUAAAUACCUUGCCUAUCAUAAUAUGUUGGAAUCUAUGGAAGAAUAUGUGCAAUGCCGAAUAUGGAGCCAAACCAUCCUCCUUGACCAGAGUUUUAUUUUUCAUUAACUGUGACAUCAACCUCUUGCUUCGAGCCAACUAUCUAGAAAUCAAAUGGCCCAUCAGAUGGCAUGAUUUAUACUCUUUCAUUGAGAACCUCCAUCACCAAACCAUAUCCACCCAGGUAGUUUUGAAGAAACCAAGCCAUGGCCUUUUAAAGAUCAACGGUGAUGGGAGUGCACUCAUAAACCUAAGAAAGAUUAGCGCAGGGGUGAUUAUUAGGGAUCAUAAUUAUAUCUUCAUACACGCCAUUGCUUCACCAUUAGGGGAAAGUACCAAUAACCUUGCAGAAAUUGAAGCAGCUUUCUUAGGUAUCCUAUGGUGUUUGAGUAAUGGAUACUCUCAGAUUCACCUGGAAUCAGAUUCUACUUUAGUUCAAUGGUUAAACAAUGGCAAAGGGUUUCCAUGGACCAUGAAGAUGAAACUUCAACAGCUCUCAAACCACUAUCAUCAAUUUUCCAUCCUCUUCCUCAAGCUCAACAAGUUGAUAUAUCUUCAGAGUGUGGUAGCAGCAACCAUGAUGUUCAUUCCUAUGGAAAUAUAUCAACUGGCUGAAGCACACCACCAAUGCCAUAAAGCAACAGAUCCAACUUCAGUCCUUCAUAAGACUCCUUAUAUCUACACUUGUACCUUCCCACCUAUUUUUCACCUUCUCAACCACAGAAACAUCCGUCAAACUGUAUACAGCCAAAACAAGAACCUGUACAUGGAACUAGCUUGGUCAAUUGCUGCACUUUCAGUUAGUGGUAUCAGCAUCUCAGUUGCUCGUUUUGCUGAAAGUGCAUCAAUUCUACCAAUCAGCAGCUCUCAACAACAAGAGUCUACCCAUGACAACCUCUUACCUAGCAUUCAGCAGCUAGUUGCCAGCAUAAGCCUUGGUGGACAUUUGAAGAAAGAUAGUGUUCACUCCCUUCUGUCAACAAUAACAAGCAGCAGCUCUCCAGUCCAGUUUAUUGGAUCCUUUUGA